GCUAAAUCACAUUUAACUUUAGGCAACAAAAAUUCAGAGAUUGUUCAAUGUUUUGGUUUAACACAAAAUCCAUCAAAUAGAAAUUAUUUACUUGUAAUGAAAAAGCUUGAUGUGAAUUUAAGAGAAUAUUUACAACAAAAUCAUAAUCAACUUACAUGGAAAGAAAGAAUUAGAAUUACUUUUGAAAUAGUAGAUGCACUUGAUUGGAUUCAUAAAGAGAAUUUAAUCCAUAGAGAUUUGCAUUCUGGAAAUAUAUUAUAUUCACAGUCUAAUGAUGCUUGGUAUAUUAGUGAUCUUGGAUUUUGUUGCCCUGUAGACAACAAUCAACAAUAUAGUAUUGCAAUGCUUAUGUGGGAAAUUUCAUUUGGGCAACCUCCAUUUAUGAAUUAUGAACAUGAUAGUAUUCUUGCAAUUAAUAUCAUUGAUGGUAUAAGACCAAAAAUUUUAUCAUAAAUUUCUUCCUAAUAUAAAAGUCUAAUGGAACAAUGUUGGGAUGCUAAUCCACUAAAAAGACGUGAUACUGUUGCACUCUUUAAUAAAAUGAGUGAAAUUAAAUCAUAUUAUCAAAAUAAACCUGAUGAACUACCUCAAAAAAUAAUACAAUUAGAUAAAAAAACAAUCAAUAUAAUGAGUAGUAAAAUAUUUACAAGUAACAUUCAUAAUUUUGAAAAUCUACCUGAACCUAAAAAUGCAACAGAAG
Molecule: messenger RNA, 700 nt
Organism: Rhizophagus irregularis DAOM 181602=DAOM 197198
Lineage: Eukaryota; Fungi; Glomeromycota; Glomeromycetes; Glomerales; Glomeraceae
Source: RefSeq, a predicted model, not a curated record